AUGAGAGGCCUGUUCUUCGAUUUUAAGCUUAUCUCCGCGCGACCAGCGAUAUCAGAUACUGACGGCGAUGGAAUCGUUUUCUCGCGUGUCUUCCGCGGGUCCACAGAUGCCACUGUGUUCGAGGACUUCAUAGCGCAGCUUCUUCAGCACUGCGGAAGAUGGCCCGAACCUAAAUCCGCUCUGGUUAUGGACAACGCCUCGUUUCAUCAUUCAGAGCGGAUGACGCAGAUGUGUGUAGAUUCAGGGGUAAAAUUGGUCUAUCUGCCACCCUACUCGCCGGACUUCAAUCCAAUUGAAGAGUUUUUCGCUGAGCUCAACGCCUGUAUUAGACGCAACUGGAGUUAUUAUGAAGUAGACCCCGAUCAAGGCUUUGAUGACUUUCUUGAAUGGUGUGUUGAUGUGGUCGGUGCAAAAGAAGAGAGUGCUAGAGGUCAUUUUCGGCAUGCAGGCUUGAAGAUCGAAGAAGUUUCGGGAAGUUAUUAG
Penicillium brevicompactum is the source of this 483-nucleotide messenger RNA. RefSeq names its product transposase. Gene Ontology annotation, molecular function: nucleic acid binding. The record is from RefSeq and is a predicted model, not a curated record. Bases 1 to 483 code for a protein of 160 amino acids. The transcript has 2 exons. Lineage: Eukaryota; Fungi; Ascomycota; Eurotiomycetes; Eurotiales; Aspergillaceae.